AUGACUACAUCCACAGAAAUCACUCUUGGGGUUCUUGCGCUCCAGGGAGCCUUCAGGGAACACAUUGAAUACUUCCAGAAGGUCAUAGAGUCGCAUCCUCAGGAGUACAGCAAGUUUACCUUCACGUUCAUCGAGGUCAAGACCGAAGACCAGCUCCGGAGAUGUGAUUCGUUGGUCAUUCCAGGAGGCGAGAGCACCUCCAUCUCUCUCAUUGCCGAGAGGACCAACUUGUUGCAGCCUUUGAUGGACUACGUCAAGCUGGAAAAUCCUAUCUGGGGAACCUGUGCUGGUUUGAUCUUUUUGUCGAAGCAGUUGAAGAAUGGCCGUGUAGGACAAAAGUUGUUGGGAGGCCUCAAUGUAGAAGUCACUAGAAACGCCUUUGGCAGACAGCUAGACUCUUUUGAGUCUCCAUUAGACUUCAGCCUGUUUAUCCCAGAUUGCCAUGCAUUUCCGACUGUAUUUAUACGUGCACCUGUAAUCACAGAAUUGUUGCACGAUGGACCUACAGAGUCUAAGUCUGAAUCAGACUCAAUAUUCUAUUCACAAAAUAAUUACAAUAACAAGGCACCUAUAGAGGUAUUGCACAGCUUGAAGAACCAUGGCAAAAUCGACCACGAGCUUAUUGUAGCUGUCAGACAAGGGCACAUCUUGGGAACCUCGUUCCAUCCGGAGUUGGCUACCGAUGAUUAUCGUUUCCAUAAAUGGUACAUUGAUGAGUUUGUAGUGAAAUCAAAAAAUAAGAGCACAGAUAUAUAA
Molecule: messenger RNA, 756 nt
Organism: Scheffersomyces stipitis CBS 6054
Lineage: Eukaryota; Fungi; Ascomycota; Pichiomycetes; Serinales; Debaryomycetaceae
Gene: SNO1
Product: putative pyridoxal 5'-phosphate synthase
Exons: 1
Coding region: 1-756 (251 amino acids)
Biological process (GO): pyridoxine metabolic process; pyridoxal 5'-phosphate biosynthetic process
Cellular component (GO): cytosol; glutaminase complex
Molecular function (GO): glutaminase activity
Source: RefSeq, a predicted model, not a curated record